AUGGCGGCAGCGCGGGAACGGAGUGGGCGCGGGAAAGGAAUGGGCACUUCUUUAUAUCCCCUUCGAACUUGGCGCCAGAACACCCGGCCGCCAAUCACAAAUCACGCCGAGCGCGCGGCCUCCCGCCCCAUGACGCCUAUUGGCUGGAAUGGAGGGCGGGAUCCGCCUCCCAUUGUAGAGGAGAAGGCGGGAGAAAGGAGCAAGGGGGGCAAAAACGCGCCAAAUCACAGCGCUGCCCACGUCCUCGCCCCUCACCACCCUCCAGCCCGGCCCUCCCUGCCCGGCUCGGGGCCGCCCCGCAGCGAGGCGGCCCUUGGCGACGGCCCCGACUCCGACUCCGGCCCCGUCUGUGUUGUGGCGGCCAUGGGCAGCGGCAGCAGCCGCCGGCGGGGCCGUGUUGGCGGCGCUCCGAGGCAGGAGGAGGCGGCGGCUCCGCUCCCAGCCGCGGAGGAACGACGGGCACCGGGGACGGAGCUGGAGGCUGCCCCGCCCGGCCCCGCCCAGCCCCAGCCGGAGGCCUCCUCUCCACGACACCCCUCAGACCCGGAGAACAACAACAUCAGCAAUGAGUGCCCAUCGCAGGGCAGUAAGCAACCCGUGGGGUGCCCGGCCAUCUUGUACCAUGGCUCAGAAGAGGAGCUGAUGGCCAGCAUCGAGCGGGAGUACGGCUGCUGAGCUCCACGCGGGGCGUAUCUGGAGCAGCAGAGCUGCCAGUGGAACAGUGCAAUGCCUGGGAUGGUGAGGAGCUGUGCAAGGAGUAAGACCAAAAAGAGCACACCUUGUGAAUCAGCAUCUCAAAGCUCCUUCUGAAAUGGCUUUUUUACUAGAUUUACUAGAGUUUUGUUGAGAUGUGGGGCUUUGAGGGAAGAAGACCUCUGACUUGUCCUGGCAGGAAGAAAAUACAGCAAGAUCACUCCAUUUAGAUCAGACUUUGGGAGCAUGCUGUGAAAUGCAGCAAGCUCGGAUGCAUUUCUGCUCCCUGGCAGAAAAAAUCACUGCAUUGUAUCCUUAGCUGGUCCAAAGUAAAACAGAAGGGCUGGGUCUCUGAAGAAAAUAAUGCUUUCUGUGCUCCCUGUGCAGCAGGGAAGUUGCAGGGUUUCUGCCUUUGUUUUACCUGUGUCUUAAUGUAUCAUGAGCAGCUGCUUCUUAUCAGAAGGAGAAAAAUCUUUCUAAUUUCUGCCUUUAGCUGAAGCUUUCAAGGCGUCAGAUGAAAUACAGAGUGUGAAAGCAAGAGGAAAUAAUACAUAAUACAUCUUAAGAUGCUGUAUUAUGACGUCUUUUGUCAUUCCAGAUAUUUGUGCAAGUAUAUGGACCUGUAUGCUACAUACCUUUCAAUAAAGGCCACAGCAGUGGUUUGAAGCAGA
This is a messenger RNA of Coturnix japonica (Japanese quail), 1364 nucleotides long. It is a transcript of the gene CYS1, whose product is annotated as cystin 1. Lineage: Eukaryota; Metazoa; Chordata; Aves; Galliformes; Phasianidae. The record is from RefSeq and is a predicted model, not a curated record.